Jatropha curcas is the source of this 510-nucleotide messenger RNA. The record is from RefSeq and is a predicted model, not a curated record. Lineage: Eukaryota; Viridiplantae; Streptophyta; Magnoliopsida; Malpighiales; Euphorbiaceae.
AUGAAAGAGAAGCUGAAGCAGGCUUUCGUAGCUGCUUGGAGGGAUUCAGAUGAUUCUAAUCCUGAAAGCCACAGCGAUCAAGAAGAAAUUGCUAAUAUCUAUCUAAUGGCUACUAUCGAUUCUGAAUCUAAAGAAAAUAGCACUCUGACUUCAACACAGAAAGUUGGAAUCAACGAAACAAAUGCAACGAUCCAUGAAAAUGAUGAAAGCACUGUACGUAUUUCUGAACCCGAAUCAGAAAGUGAUCUUCCAAAUACUUACAAUAAUCUUUGCAAUGAGUUUGAAAAACUUGUGUGCCUAAGGAGCGAGCUGAAAACAAAAAUGUGGUACAUGGACAGCGCUUGCUCUAGGCAUAUGACUGGUGAUAGAAAGCAAUUCACCAGAUUAAAAAAGAAAAAGGGAGGUACAGUAAGCUUCGGAGACAAAGCAAAAGGUAAAAUCAUGGGUAUUGGUGUAGUCGGUUCUAAUCCUUCAAUAGAAGAUGUAUGCUUAGUAGAAGGAUUACAAUAA